UUGUCGUCGAUCGCGAGCGGUUGUCAUUGCUCCAGAGCCACUGAAAUAGUGGAAUUGCCAUUUGAAUUGCCACGGCUAUACCGUUACCGUUGAUCGUGAAGUGAUCCGGAAAUUUCUCAAGAUAAUCACAAAAUACUUGAGUCGCGAACCGCAUUUUUUGUUCAGUGAUCUUCUGCCUUUUUUGUUCAGUGUGUGUUUGUGGAGCUCGUCCAUCUGUGGCCAUGAUUCCCUGGAUCGGUUUAAGUUUGGCCCUCGUGCUGAUCGUCUGCCCCACGGAUAUAUCCUCGCGCAGCUAUAGCAACGGCCUGAUCUUCUACGAACUGAAGUCCCACCAGCCCUAUUUGCCACCCACGGUCAGCGUGUCCCGGGGUCGAAACUUGGCCAGCGUCAAGUACUCGGAGAAGGGCUCCAUCUGGUCCACCUUUGGCCAGCCCUGCGAGUGCAGCGGACCCACCUGCGGAUGCUGCGCCGGUCUCAAGGUCGAUCAGUACCGAUUCGACCAGAAAGUGUGCGCCAACGUGAGCUUCGUGCCCCGACUGGAGGAGGCCCAACUGGAGGUCUACCUGAACGGCAGACCCUCCUCGAAGUAUGGCAUCUCGGUGAGGAAUCCGGCGCCCUUCUGCAUUCCCGUCAUGAUGGGCGUGCCGAUGGCCAUGUGCGUCCAAAUGACCGAUGUCACCCUGAUGGGCAACAACCUGAGCAUGUGCAUGGACUUUGUGGUGCGACUGGCCACCACCGAUCUCUUCGAGAUGCACUUCCAGUGCAUGAAGAUGGGCCUGGACGGGCUGCAGUAUGUGGACAAGAACGGGCAACCCGUGUUGCCAGUUGGAGCUGGCCAGAGCGACGAUCCGGAGGAGUACGAGUAUGCGGAGCUGGAGGAUCAGCCGGAGGAGUAUCCCUCACAGGAGGAGGUCAAGGGGGAGGAGCCAGAGAAGAAUUCAGCACUGAUCAGCGAUCAAAUGGAAGAGGAUCAAGCAUUGGGUUAUCCAUCUCUAAAUCAACCGCUGAAUAAUCAAGUGCAAAAGACUGAGCCUCAGAAGAAUCAGCCACUGAUCGAUCAACUCAUAGUGGAUCAAUUAAAGCUGGAAGAUCAAACAAAUGAAGACAAGCCACAGGAUUAUAAGCCUCUAGGCUAUCAACCUCAGAAGAAUCAAACUCUGAUUGAACCACUAAAGCAAAUGGAAAAGGAGGAGGAUCAACUAAAUGAAGAUCAAGGCUAUCAACCACUUGGUCAAAUCGAACCAUUAAAUGAGGGCUAUCAACCACUGGAGAAUCAACCUGAAAAUGUACAACCUCCUAACAAGGAGCCUUUGGAAGAGGAUCAACCGAUGGGCUAUCCACCCCAGAAUUCCCCAAGCGAAGUGCAUCCUUCAGAAGAUUAUCUUGUCGAGGAUCAGCAGAAAGAAGAAGAGGAGGAGAAUGAUAACGGGUACCAACUGGAAAGUGAAGAUCACCAAGAGGACGAGGAAACCGGAGAGAUGGAGCCCCUGCCAAUCGAAAGUGAAAUGCUAAUGGCCAGCGAUCAGGCAGAAGAAACACCUCUCGAAGAAGUGGCCGAAGAAAUGCCAGCAGAAGAGGCGAAAGAGACGGCAAUAGGGGCGGAGAAAGAGCAGGAGACACCUGACAAUGACAAUGGUUAUGGCUAUGGCGAGAGUGGCCCGAGGCCAAGUCAGGUAAUUGAAACAAUUACCAAUUCAAUAAAAGCCACUGAAGCGCCCACAACAACAACUACAACUACAACAAAACUACCGAUAACAACUAAAAUACCAACAACAACCAAAAUACCGACCACAACUAAAAUACCAACAACAACCGCGACAUUUAACAAGCCAAACAUCGUUGUUAUUGAUGACACAAACAAUGGGGAGAAGACAGUAGAAGAAGGGGAUGAGAAGACAGGGGAAGAGGCGGAGAAAGAGGAGGAGACAGCCGAAGAAGAGGAGGCAGAAGACGAGGAAGGAGAAGCAGAAGAAGAGACGACAACACUGGCUGUCGAAAUGGAAAACGAUAGCGAUAAUGAGAUAAACGUGGACGAUGAUGAUGAUGAGGUGGAGAAAAAAAACCAGGUGAAGGAACCCCCGAGCCAGGUGGUAAAAGGCGAAAAGGAAAAGGAGGAGGAGGCGGAGGCGGAAGAGGGAGUGAAGAAGGGGGAAAAAGAGUCGGAGAAAGAGCCGGAGAAAGAGGUGAAGACGGGUCAUGAAGAAAAGGUCAAGCCAGAGUCCACCGACGACACGGCAGCUGAAGAAGAGGAAGGGGAAGAGGCAGCAGAAGAUGAUAAUGAAGAAGGAGUGGAAGGGGAAGGGGCAGAGGAGGAGGAGGAGGAGGGAGAGGACGAUGCCGAGGAGGAAGACGAAGACGAAGUCGAAGAAGAGGCUGCAGAAGAAUCCGCCGUAGCAGCAAAACCCGAAGAAAGCGCUGUGAAAAUCGAUGAAAUGCAAUAUGGCUAUGGCUUUGAAAAUACAUAUGCAAAUGCAAAUGAAAAUGAAAAGGCGACGCCGGCAGCGAAGUCGUUGUCCCGACGUCGACGUCUGCGCACCCGCCGCCUGCGCCGCCCCCUGGCACGCCCCCUGAGAAAAAUCCAUUAACCCCUCCUUAACUUAAUUUACUUUAAUUCGUAAUUCGUAAUUGUUAAUGAAUUGUUAAUGCUAAACGUUGAAGCCUGUUAAUUAAUACGUAUUUAUUGUAUUUAUUGAAACCAACUCAAAGCCAAACUCAAGCGAAAUAAAUGAUAAUUGUAAUUUAA
Messenger RNA from Drosophila rhopaloa, 2743 nucleotides. RefSeq names its product spore wall protein 2. Lineage: Eukaryota; Metazoa; Arthropoda; Insecta; Diptera; Drosophilidae. The coding region runs from base 222 to 2585 and encodes 787 amino acids. The record is from RefSeq and is a predicted model, not a curated record. The transcript has 2 exons.